Messenger RNA from Drosophila melanogaster (fruit fly), 793 nucleotides. RefSeq lists its product as uncharacterized. Bases 100 to 456 code for a protein of 118 amino acids. Lineage: Eukaryota; Metazoa; Arthropoda; Insecta; Diptera; Drosophilidae. The transcript is spliced from 2 exons. The record is from RefSeq and is marked reviewed.
GCUGCGAAUGUCAAGUCCGUGGCACACAAACAAAGCAGCACACAAAAACCGAAUUCGAGCUCAGAGCUCAAAAAACGAGAAAAAAACGUAGCUACAAAAAUGUUGACCACGAUGAGAGGCAGCGCAAAGAAACUUCCCAUCUGGCCACUGACCCAUUUUCGCAGAUUCCCGACAUUGAUUAAAUCCCACGCAAGUUCCGAAGAAAAAUUUGAGCAAAAAGCUGAGGAAGUGGACGGCGUAUCCAAUAUGAAGCUACCCUACUUUAUAAGCCCAAGGUGUGUUCAAAAUCAGGAUCAACUGGUUGAUGGGCAGACGAAAAUGUUCACCUACAACUAUCAUCCGUUUUCCAUUUACGAUUUAAAUGAAGCUACUCUUCGCGCCAAGCAAGCAGCAGAUGAGUAUUCAAAGAAAAUUGAUGAGUUGCAAAAGCGUAAGAUUGAAUAUGUAAACAAGUAGUUGGUGACAAUAAUCUCAUUAAUAGAUAAGCGAUGAUAUCAUACAAUGAGGAUUGAAUUAUUUACUUACUAUUAAAGAUAGAAAUAUUCAAAAUAUUAAUGUUUACAGACAACAACUAAAAAUAAUUUCAAAUCAAUAAACUCACCGCAGCCUAGUUAGGCACACAGCAAAACUCACCAGUUUGGUUGGUUUCUAAGCUAAGCGCCUCAUAGGCUCGAACCAAAACAGUUUGACAGCCACUGAAUUUAAAACCUACUCUUUCCGUUCUUUUUGCCUUGAGUUUUUAACUUCAACUUGCAAUUUGAAUUGUUAAUAAAUUUGUAUCAGAAAUUCGCAU